GACCCCACGAGGCUUUCCUGCCAUUGCUUUGCUCUCAGCGAUUGGGGGCCAAGGGGGCUUAGACAAACUAAUAGCCCACUAAAAAUACUUGGAGCUCAGCGCGCUGGCCAGGCCUUUUCCUGCGCGUGGGCCACUGCGGAAAGAGGAAAUACAAGGUGGGGGGUGGACUUCUCUCAGACAUUAUAAUGUGUCUCCCGCAUCCACCCUCCUCACACACUGCUGGUUAGAGCCAGUGCAAGCAAGCCCCCCUCCCCACCUUCAUGAGUGACCGUAGGAGCCUGAGGCAAGGGGCUUGAGGUCAGCACGGGGCACUUCGGUUUCUCGUCCCUGCUGGUCGGGGUACGAGUAGGGAGCUGGUCUCACCUAACACAUGUGUCCAUGACACUUGUGUCUAUUUAUUCUUGUCUUGCACAUCAGUAGGACAGCAUGAUGGACGCGGCCAAAGCAUCCAGUGGCUACGUGAAGGAGUUUACCCGCCACUGUAACGACGUGCUGCUCAACCUCAAUGAACUGCGGCGCCGUAGCAUCUUGACGGACACCACCCUGGCGGUGGGCAAUGUGCACCUACAGGCGCACUCUGCAGUGCUGGUGGCCUGCAGCGGCUUCUUCUACUCGCUGCAUACACAUCACAUGCUGCUUGGCGGCGGCAGGGAGCAGCUCAUGACUGUGUCCUUCCCGAGCCACCUGGAACCGAGCAGUGUCUCCCUCCUGCUGGACUUCAUGUACACUUCCCGUCUCCCUCUGACGCCCGCCAUCGCCCCCGGCGUGCUGGCUGUGGCGGCUUAUCUGCAGAUGGACCACGUGGCCGACACCUGCCGGGACUUCAUGCAGCUGCACUGCAUUGAAAAUAUAAGACUUCCUCAACUGGUGCUGGACUCCAGAGUGUCUGUAGCUUCUGUGGCCCCUAAAGGUGGAGACUUGCCAGGACCACUGAAGUUCCUCCCGGCAGCAGGGACGAUCAGGGUCCCCGGGGAUGCCGAGCGUAUGCCCAUGCCGGGGGCUUUCCCCAGCCUCAAGCUUGGUUGUGAGGAGCUGAAAAAGGAGCCCGACUCCCCUAUUGCGGGUGUGCCGGCUCCGUCACCAGACAGCCCUGCACGCUCCACUUGCCAGCCCAGCUCACCUGCUGAGUCCAAAACCUGCAAGGAACACCUUGCGAGCGACACCAAAGCCCCAAUUGACCCAAAGGUCUGCAACUGGAAGAAGUACAAGUAUAUCGUCCUCAAUCCUCUCUGUGCUCGGAGCGCCCCGAAAGAGGAGGCGGAGGAGAGCACCGCCGUGACCCCGCAAGCCCCCAAAGAGGCGUGGCCUGGUGAAGUGCCCGGUCAGAUGAAAAGACAGGGGCAGGCCUCCUGCUACGAGGGUUCUGGCCGAGCCCCUCCCCCCCGGCCAUUUGCCUCGGCGGAGGAGGGAACCGGUGCUGCUCAUCAAGCCGUCAAGAAAGAGUGUUACUACACGCCUUAUAGUUACCGUAGCAACGGUGGAGCAGCCAAAACCGUCCAGGCGGGCGAGAAGCCGUAUCGCUGCAACGUAUGCAGCGCCCAGUUUAACCGACCCGCCAACCUCAAGACCCACGCUCGCAUUCACUCCGGAGAGAAGCCAUAUCGCUGCGACACCUGCAGUGCACGCUUUGUUCAGGUUGCUCACCUCAGAGCGCAUGUGUUGAUUCACACUGGAGAGAAGCCUUACCCCUGUCACACCUGUGGCACCCGCUUCCGCCACCUGCAAACCCUCAAGAGCCACCUGCGCAUCCACACGGGAGAAAAGCCGUACUCGUGUGAAAAGUGUGACCUCCACUUCCGGCACAAGAGCCAGCUGCGCCUUCACCUGCGACAGAAACACGGCGCCAUCACCAACACUAAGGUCCGCUACAAGGUCCUGACCGAGCCCUACCCGUCUAUUCUGCAAGCCUGCUGAAGAACAGCUCUCGAGCCCAAUCUCCAAAAUGAUCCUUAAAUAGGGUGGGGAUGUCCAAAGUGGUACAUUUUUGGCACACAGCUCAUUUUGUACUGAACCUCAGCACAUUUUAAUUAUAAAUUGAGUCAAUUAUGAAUGAGAUGGAUUAUAAGAUAGUACACUAGUUUGCGUUGUCUGCAAUAACAUAGUUGAAUACAUUGGAUUGCUUUAGUGCACAAAAAGUAUCAGCAAAUGCAGCCUUUUAUCUAUUUGUAUGCAGGCCUCGGCGAGGAAAAGGUUUGGACAGCGCUGGGUGAUGGGAAGUUAUGGUGGCGCUAAGCGGGCAUCUUUGUUGGAUUUGUAGGGAUGCAAGUGACGUUACAGGAAGUUGUUUGGCAAGUUUGUGAAGAGUUGUGAGGCGAAAAAGAGCAGAAAGAAAAUGUCAUGUAUGUCUAUGGUUUGAAGGAAGUCUGUUAGGGGGGAGUAUAAAAGCACUUAGUGGUGAUUUACAAGUUUUGCACUGGCAUUUCUAUUUAAGUGUCUUGAUGUGCGUAGGCCUGGUGCCUGCAUGCCCACUUUUUAGCUCAUUUAUGCUGCUGACAGAGUCCAAGCAGGCAAAGGACUUAAGCAGACAAUUUACAACAGAACAUGUAGUUGAGAAACACUAAGGAAUGGGAUUUGCUGGCCAAAGAUGCUUUGUAUAACUUGAAUUAAAAUACUUCUUUUUUUUUUA
Molecule: messenger RNA, 2626 nt
Organism: Nerophis ophidion (straightnose pipefish)
Lineage: Eukaryota; Metazoa; Chordata; Actinopteri; Syngnathiformes; Syngnathidae
Gene: bcl6b
Product: BCL6B transcription repressor
Exons: 11
Coding region: 427-1914 (495 amino acids)
Biological process (GO): regulation of transcription by RNA polymerase II
Cellular component (GO): nucleus
Molecular function (GO): protein binding; RNA polymerase II cis-regulatory region sequence-specific DNA binding; DNA-binding transcription factor activity, RNA polymerase II-specific
Source: RefSeq, a predicted model, not a curated record